AUGGACCGCGAAGUUUCCCAUUACGUCGUGACGGCCCAUCCACCUGGUGGCGUCCUACAUACUGUCAAAUGUAAUUUCAUGUCUUCGGAUCGCGAAAAACAAGAUGUCGUGGUUGGAAAAUCAAGAAGAUUGGAAAUUCGUCAACUCAAGAUUGAAGAAGAAGAUGAAGAGGCCAUCAGUUCUCCCUUUCCUGUUAUUCUCAGCAUUCCCAUUAAUGGUCGGAUCACGUGCUUGGUCGCACUACCUUUGGCCAGUCAUCCUACUUCUUUAUUGUUUAUGACUACCGAUCAACAUCAAUAUGCAGUGAUUGGAUACAAUGCCAAUCUUCCAAAUUAUGUGGAAACUUUUGCGUCUGGCAAUCUAAAGGACGAAUGGAACGUCAUGGGGGAUUUGGCCGAUACAGGUCCACUUGUCGCCGUCGAUCCCCACAAUCGAUGCAUUGUCAUGCAUCUAUACGAUGGUCUAAUCACAAUCUUUCCCAUUUUGGCCGCAGUGGCACCCACCCAAAAAAAUGUGCUGGGACCUGUCUUUCAUGCACGAUUGGAGGAAAAAUUAGUCCUGCAGAUUGCCAUGCUGCAUCAUUUGGACGCAAGUAUGACUCCACCACACUUGUGCUUGUUGCAUCAAGAUGCCCGAGGCGCUCAGCAUAUUUCCACCCAUGUGGUGGAUUUGCCAAAAUCACAAUUGUGGAGCAUGACCUCCAUGGCGGGGAACCAGAGUAUGUUGGAAAUGCAUUUGGAGUGGUUGAAGAAACCAAGAAUUGAUGGUGGAAGCAGUCUUUUGAUUCCAGUACCGCCGGUAGCGGCAGUGGCUGCGGCACCGAGUGCUUCCACGACCAGUACAUCCUCAACGCAACAAGCAUCGGGGGGUGUGGUCAUUUUGGGACAACGACAAAUCACCUUUUGUGGUUUGAAUCACCACAAGGUCAUGCCCAUUCCUCCAGCUCUAAUUCUAAGUUGGGAUGCUCUACCACCCGAUGUUUCGGGUAUGCCCCGUUUCUUAUUGGGAGAUGAAUUCGGAAACUUGCACAUGUUGACGUUGAUUACGCAACACGCCAAAGUGGUGGCCCUCCAACUGGAUACUCUGGGAAGCUGUACACUUUCCAAUACACUGCAAUAUUUGGAUCAAGGACUUGUCUUUUGUGGAAGCACCUUGGGUGAUAGUCAGUUGGUCCAGAUCCACGAUGAACCUAUUCCAGUGGAGGAAGACGAUAUGGAUGAUGAUGCGGCCCUGGAAUUGGGAGAAACUACCUAUUUGAGUGUCGAAGAAGAAUAUACGCACUUGGGCCCCAUCGUGGAUUUUGACUUGGUGCCAAUGACUGGUUCCAACCGAACCGAAGGCGCACAAUCACAAGUGGUCACUGCUUCUGGCUCUUCCAAAUCUGGAAGUCUUCGAGUGGUUCAGAAUGGCACUGGCAUGAAGGAGUAUGCGGCUGUCGAACUUGGAGGAAUUCAAAAUAUGUGGAGCCUUCGUGAAAAGUUUGCAGAUACCCAAGAUGCCUAUUUGGUGCAAAGUUAUGUUGGCGAGACAAGAGUCUUGGGAGUUACCAGUGUUGGGGCGGAGGAUGAUGCUAUGAGCGAAGACGGAGGAAUGGAGGCCGAAGAAGAUGUUGGAGGCACUUUGGAAGAAGUAUUUUUGCCUGGACUUGAAUCCAGUGCUUCCACUUUAUUCGUCACCAACGUGGUUGGCAAUCUUUUCUUGCAAAUCACUGAAACACAACUGCGAUUGGUCAACGAAGGAGGGACAGUUUUGGAUACUAUGGAACCAGACAGUCAGAUCACAGUAGCCACUGCCAACGAAGGAGGCCAAGUUGCAGUUGCGUUGCGUGGUGGAAAGGUGCUAUACAUCGAAGUAAUCGAGCAAAAAUUCCACGAGAAAGCAUCCAAGAAGAUGGACCGAGAAGUCAGUUGCUUGGAUAUCAACCCGUUUUUGUCUGCCGAAAUGUGCAAUGCAUCGCUGUUGCAAAAGAGGGGCCAAAAGUCAUCGUUGGUUGCUGUUGGUCUGUGGGACGAUUUCACUGUUCGCCUGCUUUCUCUCCAGACAGCAGAACUAUCGGAAUUAUUGCUCAUCAACUUGUCAACGGGAGAGGAAGAUGAAGAAGGCGAGAAUGGAGGAGAAAAACAUCGAAGCAACCGAAAUAACAUGAUGGCCAGAUCCCUCUGCCUAGCCACCCUUGAUAUGUCAUCAUCAUCAAACAGUAGUGCCAAAUCGAAAAAGGUGCUACCAGGCGCUGAUAUGCUGUUUGUUGGCCUUGGUGACGGUACGCUAGUUUCCUUCACUGUUAUACAAGAGGGAAGCAUCUCGGUGCAAUCAAAGAAAGAGGUGAGCUUGGGAACCCAACGAAUCAACUUGGUUCCAUUGUUCAGCGAGAAGGGAGGAAGCUGCGUUUUAGCUACAGGAGACCGACCAACAGUCAUAUACCUUGCGGGAACCUCAAGUGGCAACUACAACUCCAAGCUGUGUUACAGCAAUGUCAAUAUCAGCCCUGCUGAUGAUGGCGACACAAAUGAUGUCAGCCGACCUGCUACACGCGAAUCAAUUUCUGUCAACUCCGCGACACCUUUCUUUAACCCACUUUUGUUUGAUGCCAUGGGACAAGAUCAUUAUUCACUGUGCAUAGCGGAUGAUGUCAAUAUGCGCUUGGGUGUUAUUGAUGAUAUUCAGAAACUUCAUGUCUCGACAUAUCGCCUUGGGAUGGCGCCGCGGCGAGUUGUUCACUGUCCUGAAGGCAGACUGUUUGCAGUUGGCUGUAUUGAAUCGGGCAUCAAACAAGGAAGUGCUGGCGGAAACGAAUUGGCCAUGGGAAAUUGUAUUCGUUUCCUUGAUGACACCUCAUUCGAAGAUGUUCAUCGGAUUGAUUUGGAUCCCUUUGAGAUGAUACUUUCAAUGGUCUCUGCAACACUCCGGCCAUACAAACCAACGCUGCCUGGAAAUGUGUCGGGCGAAACCGCGUCCAUUGAUGGUAUGGACGGUGAAGGAUCAAAAGUUGAGCACAGGCCCGUACUGAUAAUUGGUACAGCCUAUGCGAUGCAUGAUGAAGACGAGCCAACAAAGGGCCGAAUCAUUGUCCUAUCUUGCGGUCUGAAUGAGACUGAUGGUACAGAGGCGUCACGCUCGGUCAAGACAGUUACUGAACUUGAAGUUCGUGGUGGCGUUUAUUCCAUGUGUCAAUUCUACGAGGGGAUGCUUCUGGGUACUGUCAACUCCAAAACACAAGUAUUCCAACUUCAAGAUGAUGGAACUGGUGGUGUAAAUCUCGCAAAGAUUGGAGUCGAACACCAUGGCCACAUUCUAAGUUUGUUCGUCUCGAGUAAAGCAACCAAAUCAAAUGGACAUCAAGAAUCUUUUGAUGGGAAAGAAACAGCAAAGCUCGCACCGAAGAAAGAAAUGCUUGCUCUUGUUGGGGACCUUAUGCGCUCCAUUUCUCUUGUGCAGUACUACAGUGAGCACGAAACUCUUGAAGAAAUUGCGCGCGACUUUAAUGCCAACUGGACUACUGCUGUCACUAUGCUAACUGACGACAUUUAUCUGGGAGGAGAAAACUGGAACAAUCUAUUUGUACUGAAACGCAACGCGAAGGCUCAAAACGAAGAAGUCCGAUGUCGCCUUGACACUGUCGGCGAGUUCCAUCUAGGCGAAAUGUGCAACAAAUUCAUGAGCGGCAGCCUCGUCAUGCCCAGCAACUCCGGCACUGAAGCUUCCGCACGCUCCGGAUCCAGAAGAAGAAGCAGCAUCUUGGCCUCACCAAUGAAGAGAGGUAGCGUCAGCGGGAAGGUAGCAGGAUCUCAGGGAGCUUUGCGCACUCGUCGACCUGGUGUGGCGAUCGGAAGCCAAACCCUAUUUGGUACUGUCGAUGGUACUCUUGGAGUCAUUUUAGGUCUUGAUGGUCCAACCGCUGCUUUCUUUUCUUGCAUGCAGCGUUCCCUUCAAACAGCUGUGACCCCCGUUGGAAACUUCAAUCAUCAACAGUUCCGUGCCUUCAACGCUGAACAGCGUAUUCAUCCAAGUCAUGGUUUUGUCGAUGGAGACUUGAUUGAAUCCUUUUUGGAUCUGGACAAGAGUACUAUGCAGAAGGUUGUGGAUGAAAUGAACCGAGAUGGUGGGUGGGAAGUUGACGAAUCUUCAUUAGUUUCCAACGACAAGAACGACAGCGAUAUGAAGGAUGCCGAUCGAGUAGACCUAAUGUUGGAAGACGUCCUUGCUGUUGUGGAAGAGAUGACAAUGCUUCAUUAG
Messenger RNA from Cylindrotheca closterium, 4233 nucleotides. NCBI's taxonomy places the organism in Eukaryota, Bacillariophyta, Bacillariophyceae, Bacillariales, Bacillariaceae. The record is from the annotation of a GenBank genome assembly.